Fomitiporia mediterranea MF3/22 is the source of this 7768-nucleotide messenger RNA. RefSeq names its product acetyl-CoA synthetase-like protein. The record is from RefSeq and is a predicted model, not a curated record. The coding region runs from base 1 to 1623 and encodes 540 amino acids. The transcript is spliced from 22 exons. Lineage: Eukaryota; Fungi; Basidiomycota; Agaricomycetes; Hymenochaetales; Hymenochaetaceae.
AUGUCCCUAUUGGAUCCGCAUGACAGUAUUUCUAAUCCAUUGGCAUUUGUCCUCCGAGGCGCAACUAUUUAUCCUCAUAAACUUGCAAUUGCUCACCCAGACGUUGAGAACCCUGUAGCCUAUACAUAUUCGGUAUGGGCACAAAGGAUACAGAAUCUUGCAUAUGCUUUGAUUUGGUCCGGAAUAAAACCAGGGGAUAGAGUCGCUGUCAUAUCGCCUAACACACCAAUGAUUGCAGAGGCAAUGCACGGAGUACUCGCCGCUCGAGCUAUAAUUACACUGAUAAAUACCAGACUGACGAAGUCCGAGGUUGAUUACAUAUUGCAACACUCCGGAUCAAAGCUUAUACUUGUCGAUCACGAAUACACGCAUUUUACUAAGGAUGCUAAAGUUCCUGUUAUAGUCAGCAGAGACACUGGAAGGUUUGGGUGUCCAUAUGAGGAGUUCUUGUCUAAAGGAAGGCAACAUAGUAACGAGAGAGGCUGGCCUGGUCUCGAAAUGGAGCUUGAUGAGGAUGCAGGUGCCGUACUUUGCUACACUUCUGGCACUACCGGAAGACCGAAAGGCGUUCUUACAACUCUAAGAGGGUCAUAUUUGGGUGCUGUUGGUAAUGCAUAUGAAGCAAGAAUGACUCCUGACUCGGUAUAUCUGUGGGUCUUACCGAUGUUCCAUGCUGCUGGAUGGACCUUUCCGUGGUCAAUCACCUUUUCCUUUGCUGCACAGAUCACUCAACGGAACGUGUCAAAUACCCAUAUUUGGCGACAUUUUCUGAACUCAGGUGUUACUCAUUACUGCGGGGCACCGACUGUUCAGCUUGGUAUCAUCACACACCCAGACGCGAUAAGAUUGGAAAAGCCUGUGGCUACGAUCAUAGCCGGUUCUGCUCCUACCGCACACCUGAUCGGUGAACUAGAAAAGAAGAAUAUACAUGUUGUUCAUGUAUACGGACUAACGUACACGUAUGGUCCAUUUACGCGUGGCUACGCUCAGCCAUUCUGGAAAGACCUAUCCCUUGAAGAGCGCGCCAAGUUUCUAGCCCGACAAGGUCACGCCUUCGCCACAGCGCAAGAAGUUCGGGUAGUCUAUCAAGACGACAGCGAUGAACUCACGGACGUACCGGCUGACGGAAAGACCGUCGGAGAGGUCGUGACUCGUGGCAACAUCGUCAUGAAGGAGUACUUUCGCGAUCCGGAAGCAACCAAGAAGGCCUUCCGAGGUGGAUAUUUCGCUUCCGGAGAUCUUGCGGUUAUGCAUGAAGACGGGAGUAUAGCUAUCCAGGAUCGGAGUAAAGAUAUUAUCAUUUCGGGUGGCGAGAACGCUUCAAGUCUAGCAAUUGAGCAAGAACUGGCGGAGCACCACGCAGUGCACGAAGUCGCAGUCGUAGCUAGACCACAUCCUAAAUGGGGCGAACGUCCAAUGGCCUUUGUCAUUCUCACUCCAGCUGCCGAAAAGGAAUAUGCUGGCAGGCAUCAUGAUUUCGAGGUAGAACUCAAGAAAUUCGCAAGGUCUCGUCUACCUGGAUUCGCAUGUCCCGAAUGGGUGCGAGUCGUAGAUGAACUUCCUAAAAAUUCAACGGGUAAGAUCAUGAAAACAGCCUUGCGCGGCAUCGUUGCCCGACUAUAACUAUUAUUAUAUAAAUGUGACGUCGAGGAUUCGAGGCAUAUAAAAAUUUGUAGGGGCUACAUAUGAUGUCUACUAAAAUUACGAGUGAGGGUAUAAAUGCCGACAAGAUGGAUGGAAGAUAGAUUGAUUGAUUGAAUGUGCGGGGCGGGGGUGUACAUGUAGAAACUUUGGAUAUCAUAAUAAUGAUGUAGUUGAUGCUGUGUUCGGACAAAGUCGUAGGAUGCGGAAUGAACCAUUACUUCGUUCGCAGAAAUAUACAGUCUCGCUUAUACGUCCCAAAAACAGAAGUUCUUCGUGUUGACGGCCUUCGUAGUCGUCAGCAUUGCCAAGUGCUAACUCAUUCUUGCCAGUGGAUUUUCCGAUCCCAAGGCCGCCUUGUUUCUUCCCUGACGGGGUACUUAGCAAGACCUUGUCGGACGAAACAGGACCAGCAGCAAAUGCCGCAAGAGGAGCGCCGACUCUCCAGACAAAAGGACCGCGUCUACUGACGGUCGAUUGAUGCGGUUUGAAGUUAGGAAGAGCGGGUCGCGACAUAUCUCCCGGACCCAUUAAGGCAUCUGCAACGUUUGUCACCUCUAGGCCGCCUUGCCGGACAGCAGCAAUGACUGCGGUGUCUCCAAUGUCAAAUGCCUCCAAUCGUUUCACAUCUCCAAGCCUGUUUCCGUAAACAGAGAAAUCCUCUUCUUCAUCAAUACUCCAAUGUAAGCGACCUCGUAGGACAGAUCGUCCACGGGCGUCGACUACCGUUGUGCUAUGACCACCUCGACUCGUGAAAAACAAAGCCGGUGGUCCGUAACGACGCUGUUGAGUCAACAAAGAAAUAGGAUCUAAUAACGGUCUGACUGGUUCAGAUGGGAGACUGAAGUUCUUCAAAGGAGGCGGGGGAGGACGGAACGGAUGGGCCGGGUCAACACUUUGCGCUCUCAAAUCCUUCAAAAGAAUAUAAUCCUCAUCCUCUUCACGUCGAACCGGCAGGUCAGGAGGUAGGAGACCAUCCUUAUACCAAGUUUGCAUGAGAGAGGCUUUCCAGGGACCUUGUACGACGCCUUUAGGAUCCCGAUAAUACCACUUAGAAGGAGGAAGGGCUAGUGGUAUCGGGAGACCUGGAGGACUGAAUUGCACAUUUGCCAGAUCAAGAUUAUUGGCACCAUCUGGCUCAGGCUCGUACUGAGCCCGGUAUUCCAGGAAUGUUUGAUAUGUGGGAGGGAUAACACAUUCGUCAGCUAUUGUCGCAAGUGGAAACUGCGGCGCGAAUGAUAACUGUUGGAAGGUCGUGUAAGGUGCUACAUGCGCAGUUGCAAGGGCGGCCAACUCCUCCGAUUGCGUCGUAUUGGGCGGUGGUUGCGUCGACUCGGAAGCGUUGAGAUUCGAUUCCGACGCUUGUCUGCUCAUAGGCGGAGGAGUAGAAACACUUUCGUCGAAAGUUUGUGAUGUUGUCGACGUCGUUAAUGUCACUCCAACGCUGACGUUAGCGUCCGUCGCAUCUCCGUCUCCAAGAGAGGGACCAUUCACUUCCGUACUAGCAAGUUCUUCCGCCCUAUUUUCUCGGGCACGACGACGCGCGGCACGUCUCUCAGCUCGACCGACUCUGACUUCACGGACUCUCACGGUUGCAGGCUCCAAUCCAAAAACAUUCUGAGCAAAAACAAGGAAUACUUCGACCAAAUCGUCUCCUUGUAACUGGAGCUCAAGAGAACGAGGUGAGUCGGGUAGGAUGAAGGUACGGGAAAGGCCAAGUGUUGUUCUGUAGGUCCCUGCAAAUAGUUCCACCUUCUCGCCAUUCUCUCCGCAGAGAAUAGCCAGGAAACUUUUCUUGGCAGUUUCAACCGCCUUGAUCAUGACCGCCCCUUUGGUUCCUGGUAACUUGACAUACUCAAGUUUCGGAGCAGGUGGCAACGGCGCACCAGCAUUACUUGAUUUUGUUGAUUCACCCGGUAAAGAUUUUGCUCCGGGACUGGGUUGAUCAUCCGAGCGCCGCGAAUGCAGGGCGUUAGUUAUUAUUCGCGGAAGAAAUCGUCGUUGUGAUGGAGUAGAAGGUGCAGACGGGGAAGGCGAAGGAGCAGCUGGCAUUGAUCUGGCUGUACUUGGACGCGAGAGGGAAGUAGCAGAUGCAUGUCCACGUGAAAGUCGCCUUACAGUGGUAUUUGCAUCAGCAGAGUUCAUGCGGAUAAGACCAGUUGAUGGUCGUUCACUAAGCGAUUCUCUGAUUGCCCGAGACCGAUUUGAUGAAUUAUCGGGUCGAAUCGAUUCCGUGCUGCCGGAUUGUGAGAACAUGCCAUCCAGAACCGACCAUCGCCGCCGUGCGCGCCGCGAUGCAGGAUUGAUAUCAACAUUUUCUGUCGAUGCACUCUCAACCGGACUCUGAGGCUCCGUAGCAUCGCGUGAAUUGAUGAGUAUCGGUUCUUGUGGUCGCUGCGAGCCAGGUGGAGGAAGAUCAGGCAGUCGACUCUCCAUGAGAGCCUGAGCAAAACUGAUGGGUUCACCAUCACCAUCACCAUCGUCAUCGUCGUCCUCUCCGUCUACAUCGGACGUAAUGGUCCUCGAGCGGUCCUCUUCGGAUGGUGCAGCUGCUAAUGCUUGACGUAGAGUCCAAACAGACGGAGUGGGCGACGGUGGUGGUCGUGAUGCAUUCCCAGUGACGGUCGGCGUUCGGGACAAUGUAAGGUCCAGCUGCGCCGGUCUACUCGACCGUCGAGUCAUCGUCGGUGACGCAGAUGUUUGGGAGAGUCGUCGCGAUUCAGCUAAGUUCGGUAUGUCCAAAGGCGUUACAGCUUGGCCUCCCUCCACAGGCGAAGGGUGGGUGACUGAAGGCCCUCCAGAUGCCAUAGAACUUGUCCGUUCAUCAAGAGCCGCACUUCCACUGGGACCCGCGGUUGCCAUGUUGAUAGCUUCAUCGUCGCUCGAAUGAUGCUCCCAGUCGCCCUUUUCAUCAUCGCGAGGAACAGAGACUACACUACGUCGACGUGCUGAAGUACCAGCUAAUACAUUUUGCACAGAACCGGAACGGGAUCGAGUCUGGGUAACUGAGAUAACGGAAGACUGGUUUUCCAAACCAGGUCGAGAAGUUGGAGCCUGAUAAGGAGGAGGAUCACUGAUCCGAUGAGCACUCGAUGUAUCUCUCGAAGAUGCUCUCCUUAACUUCCGGCCCGUAACCGGAGGUCGGGGCCGAGGAGGAGCGGAACCGGUAGUCGUAGCUGUUCCAACGGAAGAUUUCCGCCUUUUGUUCUUCGGUGUAGCUGGAGUCGGAGUGGUAGGCGAUUCCGCCAAGCUCGAUUUGUUGGGCUUUUCAUGCAGAGGUGUGCCGGAUUUUAGUUCGCCAAAGACCUUGUCGACAUUCGAUGUUCCCCUCUUUGCCUCCUCUCGCUUCAACCUUUCUUUCUCGCGUCUAAUCUCCACGUCGACUCGCCACUCGACAGCUUUCUUAACCUCUUCCAAGGCGUAGACUCUUACACCGUCCCUUCUCCCGGCAAUAGCCACGAGGACACCCUUCUCCUCCAUCACCACGACACUCUUGAAGCUGACCCGGCGCACCAAAGCAUAUGGCUGUGGCGCAGGUGGCGCGACGAGAGGAAGAACAUCUAAACCUUGAGUAUGGCAUAAUAGAAGAUAAUGUGGCUUCAUAAAGGUCCCACUGGUUGGUGGUGUGCUGAAGUGUGAAGGAGUGAGAAUGGAAGUUACAGCAGUCAAAGAAAGACCAAGCUCCUGCAAAGAAGGAGCUGGUAAAGCUGGUGGUGGUGUAAUAGGCCGAGCUGCACGUAGAGGGGACGAUGCCCUUGAAGAUUCAUCGCCUUUAGAAUGAGCCGGUUCUCCGUCUUCGCGAGCAGAAGGUCUGCCUGACGAUCCUGGCGCAUGGUCACGUUCGGGCCGACGGUGUAUGAGAUUUGACAAGAGACUUGAAAAUCGAUUCGUAGAGCGGCCCUAGACAAAUAAAAGGGGGAAAGAAAUCGAAUAGGUAGCCAAAUGUUAGCCAGGAGGUAGAGGAAAAACACAGAGGAGGCGAGCAGACAUACGUCGAUUGCCGAUCGUCUUCUGCUUUGUCUGCGACUUAGUCCAUGGCUUGACUGGGUUGGCGAAGGAGACACGGGUCGCGUGCUCGAAGUAGAAGAAGGAGCUUCGAGCGACGUUCCAGCGUGGGUGGAGGCCGAUGGCGUCGGGGAUGUUGGCAUGGAAGGCACUUCCAAGGUCGGCGGACGGGCGGUGGCGAGUUCAGCUUGUGCUGGGGCAGGAUCAGAAGGAGUGCUAAUGGCCGACGGAGGUUCCUCAACAGUCAUGACCUCCGAUUCGCCUUUAUUAUUUUCCCCAGUCACGACCUUGAGCUGAACCAAGUCGGGAUCCAACCCCAAACGGGAGCUCGGUACGUUAGUGCUGCCAAUAUUGUCUGCAUUGACGGAUUCAGCAAUUUCCUGUUGCACUGCAUCUACCUCCGCAGCCUCUGUGAUCUCCUGUGCAUCACUCCAUAUCUCAUCUACAUCUUCCAGAAUUGUCGCCAUACUACCAGUGUCAUCGUUUGAGAUCGUACUUCUCACAGGCGACACGGGCGGGUCUGUCGGACCCGGUGCGGACGGCUCGCUGGGCUGGUGUUGUCCGGAGGUUUCAGCAGUCGAUGAAUGAGCUUCAUUGUCCAUAAGAACGGGAGGAGACUCGGACGGACAGAAGAGGCAGGAGAAGAAGAACGGGAAGACACUACUGAGGAGAGGACAAGACAAGAAGAGCCAACCUAGGCGGGCUAUUGACCGACCGCGAGUUGAUGGGCUACUGCUUUCCCACGGCGCCCUGACACUGCAUCGGACCGGCUUACGCGAGAGGGAACAUGCAAUUCAUCACUGGCAUCAAAACAAUUUGACAGAAAAACAAGGCUGCAGUGCCGAGUAGGCUGCUACUCAUCAGUGGCAAAAGGAGAGGGAGGUCAAAUUGCUCUCUGAUUCUACAAUACACAUGAUUAUUCCCAAGGAAAAAGCUCGCCCUCAAGAUAGAAGCCCGAUGCUACCGCCAGGGUUCAAGAUGCUCUCCCGGUAGUCUUCUGUGUUUAAUCAUAGUCAUCGUCAUCAAGGUUGGGAUCUCGCCCGUUCUGAGCUCCGAGUUCUUCGCCGAAAGGAUCACCGGACUCUAUCGUCCGCCUCGUAUCGUCCGCUUUCUUCGUCCGUUUUUCCUUUUCUUUCGCCUCUUGUUCUGCUUUCUUUGCGAGGUACGCCUUGCUCCCAACAACCUUCUCUGGAUUUUUGCACAGCCGGAGUCGUUUAUCAACGUCCCUCACCUUCUCUACGUCGGGUCCUGAUCCGUCCCGCUUAAUCAUCUGUUCGAUAUCUUUGACAACUGAUAAAACAGACUCCGCCCCCUUCGACUGAGCCCAGGCGGUGGCUAGAUCCGGCGAUGCCAUCGAAAAUGCUGCCAACGCGAUCUGAGAAGGCGCGUAUACAAGCUCUGCAUCUGUAAGUCUUGAGGUACGAACAUGCUUCAUAGCUGUGUGAUAUGUUUCCUGUAGUCGAUCAAGUGGAAUGUCCGGAAGAUUCUGAAUAUCAAGAUAGAUGCCCCAAAGAGCUCUAUAAGCAUGCCAUAUUUUGAAUUCGAAAUUCAAGCUCUGUGCAACGAGAAAUUCAAGAUCGAGGACAUCUGAUGGUGAUGUCUUCGGAAUGGUAGCAGUAUAGUGCUCAAGUGAGAUAGGAUUGUUAGUGGUUUUCGUAGCCAGGAAUAAUGCCGUCAGCAUCACGUUUUUCGGAUGCCAGUCCAUGACUGUGUUCUUCAAGUAAAACCGCUUGAGGUACGAAAUGGCAGUGGCUUCCACCUCUUCCGGAAAGCGAAAGUGGCCACAGAGUUGACCAACCUUGCUAACAUACAAUUUGACCAAAAGGUAUUCCUCUUCUGCGGUCAAGAACGACACAUUAUCUGAAGAGCCAGGCAAAUCAAGUUCAAACGCAUUCUUAAUUGCGUUCACCGCCGCCUUGUUCAGUGAAGUGCGGAUGUCUCGGAGCUGUUCGGCAGAGUAUCGCCAAUGUCUGAACUGCGUGCUCCCCUCAAAUAUCGGUUUACGGGAGGUAGGCUGCGCGGAGUCUGUUUCUGAGGUAGCAGGCGGGACGGUCAUCACGACCGUGUGCCGCUUGACGACAACUAAGUGACCGCAGAGACGCUGAGUAGGACUGGUAGUGCU